GACGCUGAAAGCGUGAAUGAACAGUUUGCGCAUGAGCAGCGAGGUCAGCAACGUAAACUUCCUGCAAAAUAGUGCUCCCUAUCAACAGACAAAGCUUUUACACAUUGGAUUCAAUUGGCGACGCUUAAAUUUAAGCGUUGUGACUUCACUCAUUCAAUGCAGGGUCCGGAAAGACUCCCCAGGCCCAGAGAGUAGGCUGUGACAGCGUGCCGUCAUGUCGGGUCGCUCUGCCGCAGAGAUGGAUGACUCGCAGGAGCUGCCGGCAAAGAAAGCAAAGCUUGACUUAGACCACAGACUGGAAAAAGACCAAAGUAAUUUGGGUGAUGAUGGAAGCCCUGACGCCGUGUUGGCUCCGUCGGAGCAGGCGAGCUCUUACACCGCCCUGUCCAUCUCCCAACUUGACACAGGGGAUCCGGAGCAGUCUGAAGCAGAGAGAGGGGCGGCGCCUCCAACAUGUGGCGACUCCUUGAACUCGUAUGCACAUUCUGCCACAGACACAACAGCAGCAUCAGAAUACACCCAGCAAGUCUAUGAAGGAAGCAACCCCGUGGUGACAUCAUACCCCAGCCAGGUGGCCUUCCCUCCGCUGGCCCAGUCCACUGUAUACUCAGCUUUCCCCCAGACAGGGCAGACAUAUGGCCUCCCUCCCUUUGGUGCUAUGUGGCCAGGCAUAAAAACAGAGACAGGUCUGCCAGAGGCGCCCUCUGGUGGCCAGCCUGGGUUUCUCAGCUUCAGCACCACAUAUACCUCAAGCCAGCCAAGCCAGCUGCACUACUCAUACCCCAGCCAAGGCUCAAGUUUCACAACAUCCAGUGUGUACUCCAACAUCCCAUCAGCUACAGCUGCAACAACAGCAUCCACCACAGUGGCGCUCCAGGAAUUCAGCUACAACUCUCUGGGACAGAGCCAGUUCUCCCAGUACUACAGCCUGCCUCCCAGUUACGUGCCCGCCGGCCUUCCCAGCACUGACGACCACAGCGCCACUGUGGGAGGGGCUGUGUACUCUGCAGUCAAGUCGGAGGAGGCCGCCUCGGCCGGACUACCCCCCAGAGAUGCGUCCCCACCGGAGAACCUGCCAGCAGGCGCGGCUCUGCCCACCAGCGUGGCUCAUCCGGCGGGAGCUAGAGACCAAGAUGACGUUGGACGCAGGAACUCUGUGGGGAAAGCUAAAGGAAAAGGCAAAAAAUGCGACAGCUCCCCACCUACUGAUACCGACUUGGAGCGAAUCUUUCUAUGGGAUCUGGAUGAGACCAUUAUUAUAUUCCACUCACUGCUCACAGGCUCCUUUGCGCAAAAGUUUGGCAAGGAGCCAGCAACCAUGCUGAACUUGGGCUUGCAGAUGGAAGAGUUUAUCUUUGAGCUGGCCGACAACCAUCUUUUCUUCAACGACCUGGAGGAAUGUGACCAAGUCCAUGUUGAGGAUGUGGCCUCUGAUGACAAUGGCCAAGAUCUAAGUAAUUACAACUUCUUAGCGGAUGGAUUUAAUGGUCCCAGUGGUGGAGGGGCAGCAGGGGCCACUACAGGCGUCCAGGGAGGCGUGGAGUGGAUGCGCAAACUGGCUUUUCGCUACCGCCGCCUAAAAGAGAUUUACAAUAACUACAAGGGAAAUGUAGGAGGCCUGUUGAGUCCCAUGAAGCGGGAGCUGCUUUUACGACUGCAGUCUGAUAUCGAAAACGUAACAGACUCGUGGCUUAACACUGCACUCAAGUCUCUGCUGCUCAUCCAGUCCAGGGGGAAGUGUAUUAAUGUCUUGGUCACCACCACUCAGCUGGUUCCAGCUCUGGCUAAAGUGCUGCUCUACGGUCUGGGAAAUGUCUUCCCCAUUGAGAACAUCUACAGCGCCACAAAAAUAGGUAAAGAAAGUUGCUUCGAGAGGAUCGUCUCUCGCUUUGGGAAGAAAGUGACGUAUGUUGUCAUAGGUGACGGACGUGAUGAGGAGUUUGCAGCCAAACAGCACAACAUGCCUUUCUGGCGGAUCUCCACUCACGGUGACCUCGUGUCCCUGCACCAAGCUCUGGAACUGGACUUCUUGUAAAAGAAGAGGAAGGAGAGGGAGUGGGGCAGAGGCACAUUCAAUGGUGGGGGGGACAAAAAAAAUCUAGUUAGCAGUCAUCGUUUGUGGAGUGACGGUAAUCAACGCUGCACGCUGACGCUUUUAAUGUACCGAGGGAGCCGACAGGCCGGGUGACCAAUUGGCCGCUUUAAAACAUCCUCCCCACGCCCAGCACUCCCUGUUCUUUGGCAGCUAAUCUCGCCACAGAUAAAACUGGUACCCCAUCACCUCCCACACCUCCUCGUUUCAAAUUACCAAAGGGCCUUCACUUCAUGUGCGCAGGUUUCGUUUUUCCAUCCAAAAAAAAUUGUAUUUCUAGGCUGAUUUGCACUCGUUCUGUUUGCACUCAUUUUGCCGACAUUCAUCAAGUUAACCUCAGACAACUGACAACUGGGACCGCCACAGUGUGUUGUGUAUGCGAGAACCCGAGCAAGCUGGACUGGAAGUAGUGUGGACUUAUUUUCUGCCCCAUUGUUCUUAGCGUUCAUCAUAAAGUUUUAAGUUUUGGCCCUGUGGGAAUGACGGAAAAGAAAUGAAAUAUUCAUCUGUUGGCGCCUUUGGCUUCCUUCUAGCACAAGCCCAAAGUGUCCUUCAAGUGGAAUCAUUGAAUUAUUUGUUGGCCGUUUGUGUAGGGACGAAUGUGAUCCUUGUAAAUAUUUUUUGUUUUUUUUAAAUAUUCCCUCAGCCUGACACCGUUCGUAUCCAAGAAGACACUUUCUCUCUUUACAGAAAUUACUGGACAUUCAAAUCACCUCGUUGAUUACAAAUUAGCUAGCACGUCACAAGUUUAUAUUUAUUCCUCUAAAACACAAACUGGAUGCAAAUGAAUGUUAAAAGAUUUUGUUCACUAAAUAAAAAAUGUCAUUUGAUUUUGGAAAAACCUAAAGCUGAAACAGGAAAUUGUCUUUGGACUUUUGGUACAUGAUUCAAAAGGCAGGGGUGUCCAAAAUGUGUUUGGUUGUUGUUGUCGCAGUCUAAAAAUACACUUGAUUAUUCAAAAGGUUCAAGUAAGGCCUCCAUAAGAAAUAAUGUAGAUCCAAUUAAUCCCUUCCAGACACAAAAAUUGCAUUACAAAGAGAAAACAUAGUUUUACAUGCAGGAAAAAAAUGCUUAAUAAUCUUAAAUGACUAAUACAGAACUUAAUGUUGAUAUGAAUUUGCAAUACAGAUACAAUACAUUUUCUACCGCUUUUUCCUCACGAGAGUUGCGGAGCCUAUAGGCUAUUGCUGGAGCCUAUCCCAGCUGUCUUCGGGCGAGAGGCGGGGUACACCCUGGACUGGUCGCCAGUCAAUCACAGGGCACAUAUAGACAAACAACCAUUCACACUCACAUUCAUACCUAUGGACAAUUUGGAGUCGCCAAUUAACCUAGCAUGUUUUUGGAAUGUGGGAGGAAACCGGAGUACCCGGAGAAAACCCACGCAUGCACGGGGAGAACAUGCAAACUCCACACAGAGAUGGCCGAGGGUGGAAUUGAACCCUGGUCUCCUAGCUGUGAGGUCUGCGCGCUAUCCACUAGACCGCCAUGCCCCCCAUCAAAUUCAAGUUUUACUUUUUCAUGAAAUUGCUGACAGCUUUCUUUGGCCCCAUGGCAGAUUAUUUGGCAGCCACAAUACAAAACGUGCAAAAUUUUUGAUGAAAUUUGGCAAAGUGAGGAAAAAGUCAAUGCUGUCCGAUAUGCCGAUAUUUCCGAUACUGAUAUGUGUAACAUGAAAUACACAUGUGUUGUAAACAUUUAUUAAAUAUCGGUUUUCAUGAUCGGAGGGGGAAAAAAAUCUGAUAGUGAUAAACAAAUAUCGCAGUUUUAUGCUGAUAUCAGGCCGAUAAUUAUCGGACAUCUCUUCUAAUAAGACAAACCUGAUCGUUGCAAUUUGGACACCCCUGCCAUAAGGGAUUGAAGCGGUACAAAACGAGUGCAAUACAUCCAUUGAUUUGCUUAUUAACUGUAGCUAAAAAAAAAAAUAAAGGGUCAACUCUCGUGCGAUGACUGAACAAUUCUGAGCCUGAAGAUUUCAUCUUUACACAUCUGCAGCUUUUUAGACCGUUACGAAUGUUUGUUUGCAUUUGUUUUUGUGUGUGACGUUUGCAUAUUUAUAUUGUGCCUUUAACCAUCAUCUGUAUGCAUCAUCUAGAAAAAGGGAAAUGUGUACAAUUUUUUUGUUAAGUACUCGUAUUAUGUUAUCCUAAGUGUUAUAUGCCUCCUUUUUAUGGCGUUUUCUUUCUCCUGAGGUAUCUUUAAAUUCUUUUUUUGUUGUUGUUGUUAAUGGAUGUUGUCAUUUUGCUCUAUGUUCAGAUGUCGGCAAGCUGUGUCAGCAGUGGCAAUCCCGUUUUGUUUUUAUUUUAAAUAUACUCAAGAAAUGACGUGUGCUCUGUAUUACUGUUGAAAAGAUCUCAUGAAGUUGCUUUGGUAUCAUGACUGGCUUGGAGACAAUCAGUAGGUAAUACGUAGUAUUACUGGCAUGGGGAUUACUAAAGUGAUCAAACAAAGUUACAUUUGUCUUACUUUUCACUUUCUGUAUAAUCUUCUGCUGAUAUUAUGCAUUCUCACAUCAGCAUGUCAUGUCUUUUUCCGUAAAUAAUUGAGAUUCCCAAAAGUUAAUAUGUGUUUUGUCAUCAUGUGGGUAACCUGUGAGGGUCUCUUUAGACCAAUGUAGCAGUUUUGGGACAUUGACACAUCUCACUAAGGAGUUCUUGUGCACCGAUGAUAAAAAGGCAGCACAUUGACCAGCGUCUUUGCUUAUUUUUUU
This is a messenger RNA of Doryrhamphus excisus (bluestripe pipefish), 4799 nucleotides long. RefSeq names its product EYA transcriptional coactivator and phosphatase 3 (gene eya3). Gene Ontology annotation, cellular component: nucleus. Lineage: Eukaryota; Metazoa; Chordata; Actinopteri; Syngnathiformes; Syngnathidae. The record is from RefSeq and is a predicted model, not a curated record. Gene Ontology annotation, molecular function: protein tyrosine phosphatase activity. Gene Ontology annotation, biological process: negative regulation of extrinsic apoptotic signaling pathway in absence of ligand; positive regulation of DNA repair; multicellular organism development.